GGAACCAUGGCACAACAGCCAACAUACAUUCUCGCUCCGAACUUUCAUUUCAAGCCCGGAACAGGGCCCAUCGCACUGGGCAAUAUCAUUGCCGACCCAUUACGGCCACACCGCGCGCUAACUACUGUGGAUGCCGCGGUUCUAAAAGCCAGAUACCCACAAAUCGAAAUAUUUACCCAUUAUGACUAUAGUACAUCGCGGGGUACGAGUCGUAAUAAUUCACUGAGCGUUUGGGGACAAUUCGUACAAACUAUUGGUGCGAAAGUCUCGGGUGAACAUGGGUCGAGCCUACAUAACACAUACACAAUGGAUGCUCUGGAGACGAGAUAUUUUGUCGGUGAUCCUGAGCUUGAGGAGCUUGAGGCUCGGCUGAAGGCGCCCCGUGUACAAGCUGUGCUUAGGACAAGCAGUAUACCAGGCUUUAGGCACCCAGUGUAUAUGGUGACCGGGUUAAUGAUAGCCAAGGGAUUCGCCGUGACCCACGAGACAGGCAAAACUAGAGGAGGCGAGAUUGGGGUUGAAGGGUCUGCUCCCACCCCUGCAGGUCAGGCUGGAGCUGGCAUUAAUAUGGCUCGAUCGAGCUCUAUAGAGCAAAGUGAGGAAUGGAAAGCACGUGAUGACAUUGUUUUUGCGUAUCAAUUGUUGAAGCUUGAAGCAAAAGGAUGGAAGGGAACGAGGAUUGAAUACGAUGAGGUGAGGCAUAAGGCAGCAUAUUUAAGCCACGAGGAAGGAGAGGAAUAUGAUGACGAAGACGAGGAGGAUCUGGGAGAAGUGACAGCCACUCUGACGAGUCCGGACAAUCUCCAGACUUUGCAAAAUACUGGUGGACUCAAGACAGUUCAAUUGGGGGAAGGUCAGUCUAGCAUAACUUGUAUCUUUCUACCUGAUGUUUAGAAUCUAUAACUAUGUUCAUUUUCUCUGCCAGUUGAGCCAGAUCUGGGUACAAUUAAUC
This is a messenger RNA of Aspergillus caelatus, 952 nucleotides long. RefSeq lists its product as uncharacterized. NCBI's taxonomy places the organism in Eukaryota, Fungi, Ascomycota, Eurotiomycetes, Eurotiales, Aspergillaceae. The transcript has a single exon. Bases 7 to 894 code for a protein of 295 amino acids. The record is from RefSeq and is a predicted model, not a curated record.